Messenger RNA from Manihot esculenta (cassava), 1393 nucleotides. RefSeq lists its product as uncharacterized. The transcript has 3 exons. The record is from RefSeq and is a predicted model, not a curated record. Lineage: Eukaryota; Viridiplantae; Streptophyta; Magnoliopsida; Malpighiales; Euphorbiaceae. The coding region runs from base 71 to 715 and encodes 214 amino acids.
AUUCACAUUAUCCAGAAUGCCCACAUUCUGGCUUCCCGCCGUCGCCAAAGUACGAUAAAAAUUCGAAACCAUGAACCUAAGCCAACUAUCCACCCCAAAAUUCCACAGGCUCAUCGUCCCAUCCACAAUUACCCAUCGUAGUUCCUCAAUUGUUACACUUGCAAGUCAUUUCCCAGUCCUUUAUAAUUCAAAACAGAUUCGGCCUCUCAGACAAACCCAAUUUUCAACUAUCGUUUUCAGCUACCAGUCUCCUUCAAAUCCAAAUAGCAGCCAAGAAGACGAUAAGGAUGACCCAGAAGCCCAAGUUCAAGACCUACAGGUUCCCGAAAAUUGGUUGCUCCCUUCCAAGGCCCGCCAGGAAUCCGAGUGGCUUAGGUUGACCUUGCACAAAUGGCUGGAUGAUGAGUACUGCCCUGAGGAAACAAAUGUAGAAAUCAGUAAGGUUGCUGCCCAGUCAUACUAUGACUCUUUGGUAGAGAAACGGACGGACCUGGGUGAGAUUUUGUUGAAGAUGGUUAGAGAAUUGCAAUCCAUUUCCUAUCAGGAAAGCUUUCAUGGGGCAUUUUCCUCUGCAAAUGCUGCAGUGAAUUUGAUUGCCCAGCGGAUAGAGCUUCAAGGCCGGGGCACCAGCUUGUUUUCUUGGCAAAAUCCGCUCCAAUCAAGGCUCCUCCAAAAUGGGCCUGUUGCGGGAUACCGAUUACUUGAGCUGAGCUAGCCUACAGGUUGUAUACAUUUGAUUUUAUUCAGCUAAGCCUCGUAAAGUCUAGGCCCAAUUGAGCUUAACUCAAUUCUUCACCCUCAUGAACAACCUUUCCUUAGAUGAAGUUUCAUGCCAUCUUCCAUGGGAGUUCCAGCUUAUGCUAUUCCAGCAGACAAUAGGAUGCUCUAAGUUUUAUCAGCAAGUGAAUAUUAAGUUUCUUGCCAAUUUUGCAUGAGGUUAGUCCAUUUGACCAGUUCUAAGAUUUAUGCAAUCAAGUGAAUUUUGACCUUGAUAAGUAUUCAACUAGACUAAUCUUACUAGCAAACACAACCCUAUGCAAAGAAAACAAGUAAAGCAAAAGGACAAAUGGCUUGGAGUAUGUUUCACCGUUCAUACGCACGAUACAUUAACACUGCUUCCAAAAAUAUACCAACAUACCAUGUGAUUUGUGAGAAAAAAAAAUAGUACAAUUGUCAGCUAAGUGAUCAUUUUGUGUAGAAAUAAUUUCGUGAUAUUUGGUAAUAAAGUCGACCUACAUCUAAUGUGGAACUCGAAUGCGUAAUUUCUGGAACUAUAUACCAUCGUAAUUGUGGGGAAAGGAACCGCGACCAGUGAUUUUGAAGGGAUUGCACCCAUGAGAUUUAACAUUGAAGCUUGAGUAACAUAAGCUGUUCAGAAGGCACUCAUCACGAU